Messenger RNA from Plasmodium adleri (nom. inval.), 4197 nucleotides. RefSeq names its product conserved Plasmodium protein, unknown function. The record is from RefSeq and is a predicted model, not a curated record. Gene Ontology annotation, molecular function: protein binding. Bases 1 to 4197 code for a protein of 1398 amino acids. Lineage: Eukaryota; Apicomplexa; Aconoidasida; Haemosporida; Plasmodiidae. The transcript has 17 exons.
AUGGAAUAUAAAGAAAAGCCUGAAGGACCUUUCUUUGUGUCUUUUUAUGUUACAAAUUUUAAUUCUUCUGACCUGUCCUUUUCUUACAAGAUAAAUAUAGUAGACUUUUAUGAUAACCUAUAUGAAUCUAAUAUCAUAAACCAAAAUAAUUUUAAACAAAUUAAUUUUUCCAAUAAUUAUAUACAAUUAAAUGAAGAAAUUUUAGUAAAGACCAAUAUAAGUGAUGAUAAUAAUUUUGUAUUGAUAGGAUAUGAGAAUAUCAAAGCUUUCUCAUUUUUGCAUGAACAGUUAAUAAUCUCAAAGAAUAUUAUAAUAACAUAUAAAUAUGAAGAUCAUAAAGAAAAUGUAGUUAAUAAAAAUAUAGAUAAUGAAAAGACCAAGAAAAAAAAAGAUAAUGAAAAAGAAGGAAAAAAUAAAAAAAAAAAGGAAAAGAAUAAAAAUAAUACCAAGAUUGAAAUCGAAAUAUUAGAAAAUUCGAUAAAAAAGGAUAUAGACAUAAAUUUUAAUAUUACACUAAAUAUAAAUUCACUGGUUGGACAUUACUGUGAUAGGCUUAAUUAUAAUAUUAUGAACGUUAAGAUUGAUGGGAUCUAUAAUAUAGCUUCAUCAAUAGAAGAAAUUGUCACAAAAAAAAAUUCCCUAAAUUUUCAAAUGAAAUUAUUAGACAUCUCCUUAAACAAUGGAAUUCUUAUAGAAGAUAAGGAGAACAAGAAAUAUAAUAUUACGUGGAAUAAUAAUAAUAUAUACAAAUAUAGAAAUAUAAAGGAAAUCGAAUAUAUCUACAAAUAUCUAUUUUAUGAAUCCUUCAACAUAAAUGGAUGGAUAAUUUGUUCAAAUGAAAGUAAAAAACAAAAAGAUAAUGUAGCCCCCAAUAUAGUAGAUACUUUAUGUUCAAUCUUUGAGGUUAAUAUAUCUGAUAUAGUAUUAAACAAAGUUGUUAAUGCCAAGUACAAACUGCAUCAUAUAAAAGAUUUAAAAAAGGACAUAAAAAAUGUAAAACAAAGUGGCAAUCAAUGUUUAGAUAUUUUCUCAAAUUCGUAUAUACAGCUAACAAUACAAUUUUAUAAACCCUUCUUGCAAAGACAAAUGUUGGAAAGUCCCUUCCCAAUUGAUUCUAUACGUCCAAAUUUAAAAAAAGAAAUACAAAUAGAAAAUGAUAAAAAGAAAAAAGAAGAUAUCAGUAAUUUAUUUAAUCGAUCAGUUGUGGAAGGCAUAAAUUUUAUCAACGACCAAAUAAAACAAUUAAGAAAAGAACAACAAAUGAAAAUUUAUCAAAGAACAAAAGAAUAUUUUUCCUUUCUAAACAACUUAAAGGAGAACCCGACGUAUAUAAAUUUAUAUAAUAAUAUGAAAGAUGUGAUGAUUAAAGUUACCUAUGAUAUAAUUAAUAAACAAAUUUAUAAACAUUUUAAUAUAAGUGAUGAGAUUUGCAUGGAUAUAUCUAGCGAUAAUGACAAUAUUAUAGACAAAGAAAAAAAAAUAGAAACAUCAAAUUUAAUUUCUGAAGAAAACAUUAAUUGUAUUUUUGUCUAUCUUUUCAAUUUUAUGUAUGAAUCAUCUAAUGUCAUAAUAAAUAAUUAUUUUGAAAAAGAAGAUAAUAUAAAUAAAGAAUCAAUAAAUGAUAUAAAAAAAUAUAAUAACAUAAAUAAUUUAGAAUAUUAUUUAUAUAAUAUUAUUAUAGAAAAUGUACAUUUAUUAAAAUAUAAAAGAAAUAUUCCUUUUAUCGAAGCAAUAAUAUUAAUACUUUAUAAAAAGAUAAAUAAUAUAUAUGAACGUAAUAUAAAUGAAAAAAAUAUAAAUGAUAUAUUUAUAGAAAAAGGUGAUAAUCAUAUUAUUAAUAUAAUAGAUAAUUAUACAUGUUAUAAUAAGAAUAAUACCAUAAAUGAUAAUUAUAUAUAUAAAAAAAAAGAAAAAAAAAAAAAAAACUUAUAUUCUAAUAGUCAAGAAAAUAAUAUAACAACAUUAAUAAAACAUAUUUGUAUUGAUAAUCGAAGUAAUUUCAAUUCUUAUCUUUUUGAUUAUAUUGAAUACUUUGAAGAUAUUAUAUUACAUAAACAUGUGAGAAAAGACGAUGAAGAAAUAUUUAAAAGAAAUAAUUUGCAGGAAAAUAUCUUAUCCGUUUUUAAUAUGGAAGAAAAUAAAAAUAUAAAAAUUAUGUUUACAGAUAUUAUUUAUAUGUAUUCUAAAGUUAUGUUAUUAAAAAAUAACACUAUUAAUCUUAAAUAUGAUAAACAAAGUCAAAUUAUAAAAUAUACAGAAGAAAAUGAAGAGAAUAAAGAAAAAAAUUAUUAUGACGAUAAUGAUAAUUAUAAUUGUCAGGAUAAUUUCGACUAUUAUGAUAAAUAUAUUAAUACAAAUAUUGUAGACACUUCAAUAUCGUGUUUAUUCACCUAUAUAGAACUAACGAACAGUAAAAAUAUUGAGAGCCUGUUCAUUCUAUGCCUUUUAUAUUUGAACAUACAUAAAUAUAAAGAGAGUUUAAAAUUAGCUAAUUAUAUUAUAAACAUUUUACAAAAAAGAAAAGAAAAUGAAGCAAAAAUAAAAGUAAAAGUAGAUGAUAGAUUAAAUGACAAAUUAGAUGACAAAUUAGAUGACAAAUUAGAAGAUAGGAUAGAUGUUAAUGUAGAAAAUUUAGUAGAAGAAAAGUUAAAAGAAGACCAUUUAAAUAUAAAUAAUUUAUAUAUAUAUAGUACUUUUCAUGACAAUCAUUUGAACAUAUGCGAGAAUAUAUGUAUAUAUAUUAAAAGCCUUUGUUAUUUUUUUCAGCGUAAUUAUAUAUAUUAUUAUAUAAAUAUGUGUAUACUUUUAAAUGAAAAUAAAAAUAUAUUAAAAGAAUGCAUAGAAAAAAAUGCUAACAUAUAUGAAGAAGCAAAGGAAAAAUGGUGUGAUUUAAGAAAAUCCAAUAAUAAAGAAAGUAAAAAAAAAGAGAAAAAAGAUAUUGAAAAGGAUCAUAAGGAAAAAAAGAAAGGUUCAAAAAAAAAAAUAAAAGAUGAAAAUAAUGAAAAGAAAGAUAUACAAAAUGAAGAAAUAUUUAUGAACGAUCAAAAAAUUGAUAUACAAAAUGAAGAAAUAUUUAUGAACGAUCAAAAAAUGGAUAUACAAAAUGAAGAAAUAUUUAUGAACGAUCAAAAAAUGGAUAUACAAAAUGAAGAAAUAUUUAGGAACGAUCAAAAAAUGGAUAUACAAAAUGAAGAAAUAUUUAGGAACGAUCAAAAAAUGGAUAUACAAAAUGAAGAAAUAUUUAUGAAGGAUCAAAAAAUGGAUAUACCAAAUGACCAAUCUUUAAACACAUAUAACAAUAAUAAUAACAGUAACAUAAAUUUGUAUGACAAUAACAAUAUUUCAAGAAAAAAGGAUAAAGGUAAGGAAAUUUCAUCACCAAAAAAUGUAAAAAGGAAAUCAGAAAUAUCCUCUUAUGACACAGACCAUUUAUUAUUGACAUAUAUUGAAACAUCAGAAGAUAAAAUUCCAAUAAAAGAUAAAUAUAUGUUGUUAUUUAUAAUAUAUUGUAUAAAAUAUAAUAUUAUUAAUAUUGUUAUGUUCAUAUAUGAAAAUAGAAGAAAACUUUUAAAUGACAUAACUAUUAGCUCACGUUUAUUUCAUCAUCUGACUAUAAGAAUAUUUUUCUCAAUAAAAGAUUAUCUCAAGUGUAUUAAUUUGAUAGAAGAAAAAUACGAACACUUAAACAACGUGGAUAUAUUAUACAUCUAUUCACAAUGUUUAUAUAAAUUAAAAAACUAUAAAAAAUGUAUAGAAUAUAUGGAAAAAUAUUUAAAUUUAUGUAAAUAUAAUAAUGUGAGAGUUAAAAUAUAUCUACAAUUAAAUAAAAUAUAUUUUUCUUUAAAUAAAUAUUCAGAAAGUAAGAGUAUGAUAAAAAAUUCUUUACAAAUAUAUAAGACAAGUUAUGCUUAUCUUAAUUUAGCAUAUUACUAUUUGAUUAAAAAAAAAAAUUUUAUCUAUUCAUAUAAAAUGUUAUAUAAAGCAAACGAGAUAAAUAUCUUCAAUAUUAAAUUGUGGGCAUAUCUCACAGUAGUAUUUCUGCACUUAAAUAUGAAGAUACAAGCUGAUAAAAGUUUAAAUAAUUUUUUGAAGAUGAAAGUGUAUAAAAAAGAUCUUAUUAUUCAUAUGAUGGAGACAUACAAAUAUUAUGGUUAUGAAAAGGAAGAGAAAUAUUUAUUAUCAUUUUUAAAAAAUUAA